UAGAUUUUCUUUUUUGAAUCUUGCCAAAAGGUGAAUAAACAGUAUGUGUCCUCAGAACCCCCUCUGGGACUUCCUUCUGUGAAGGUAUGACCAGCAAAACGAAAAGUAGGACCUGUAGUUAUGUGUUCUAAUGGCAGCAUUGUUGUUCUUUGUAGCUUUACUGUUACAAGGACAAUGUGACCGUAGAGAUGUCACUAAGGCCUAAAUCCCUGGAAAGGAAUGUUUGUUUGGCUUGUGUAAGCGGUCUGUUUUAUUAUCGCCCUCACAUUGCGCUUGCUUUUCUUCGCCCCCAGUUUGACCAGAAGAGCAGGUGUGCUUUUUGUAGUGCUGCUAAAUACCCUUCACAUGCCAAGUGGAACUUUAGUGAUCCUUAAAUUAGCUCUAUGCUUUUAUCAACUUUCAAAUUCUUGUAGGGAAAAUGGUAAUUGAUAAUAGGGUUUUCCUAGAUACAGGUGGUUCUCUAUGUGAGGUUUUACAGGAGCUCUGCUAUUAACACCUCAGUGAAAGCAUUUUAUAUUUUAAUGAUGUAGUUUCAUCCUUAACAUUAAUAUAAAGAGAGAAAAUAAAUAUAUGACCUUGUUUGCGUAGCUCCAUGUAAAAUCAUAUAAUUGUUGAUCUAUAAAAAAUACCAAUACCAUAUCUAUACCAAUAUCCAAGCCUCAUUUGCUUGUGAUUUGACCUAAUACUAAUGUAAAAGUUGAUUUGACUUUGUGUUUCAUCAAAGAUUAGUUUGAUGUGUUAUUUUGACUCGGCUGACUCUCCAUACAUAAACGGUCCAAUGUCACAGCUCACAUGAAAGAUGUUUGAAGUAGCAAAAGUAUUUUGCUUGAGGCCAAAUAGCAGAGACCAUGUGAUUUAACACCAGCCUCCUGUGCGUCACCAGCAGGUGCUGUGUUCCACGAUUGGCUGAGAGGAGGGCAGGGCUCUUUUCUGCCCAUCUCCUUUUUUAGCUCAGCCACAACAUGUCACAUCUUGUGCAUGUUCUAGUGUUCUUCCGCACUGAGAAUUACACCAGGGUUGUUUUGGCCUCUGUAUGUUGGUCUCUGGUGAAAGUGGAUUUAAACUGAAAUAUAAGUAACUCUGCGUGUAACAGAAGAUCCUUUUUUUCUUUAGCAUUGUGCAAGUAAGUGAUCUUCUGUAGAGCCUUUGGUGCCAGCCAGGAUGAUUCUGGCAACAUUAAAGGGCAUUGGGAAGCAGCUCCUGCGGGUGAAGGUGGUGGACUGUAACACAGAGGACUCUCGCUUGUCUCGAUGCCUCAACACGUUCGAUCUGGUGGCCCUUGGUGUCGGCAGUACGCUUGGUGCUGGAGUCUAUGUCCUCGCUGGCGCCGUAGCCCGGGAAAACUCUGGACCUGCCAUUGUCCUCUCGUUCCUCAUUGCUGCCCUCGCCUCUGUCCUGGCUGGUCUAUGCUACGCCGAGUUUGGAGCCCGUGUCCCCAAAACUGGUUCGGCUUACCUCUACAGCUAUGUGACGGUUGGAGAACUGUGGGCUUUUAUCACAGGCUGGAACCUCAUCCUCUCUUAUGUCAUUGGAACUUCAAGUGUGGCCAGAGCGUGGAGUGCAACCUUUGAUGAGCUGAUUGGAAAGCACAUUGAGGUUUUUUGCCGAAAUUACAUACCUAUGAAAGCCCCGGGCAUCCUGGCAGAGUAUCCGGACAUAUUUGCUGUCUUAAUCAUAAUCAUUCUGACAGGUCUGCUUGCAUUUGGAGUAAAGGAGUCAGCCAUGGUUAAUAAAGUGUUCACCUGCAUCAAUGUACUGGUGCUGCUGUUUGUCAUCGUCUCGGGCUUGGUCAAAGGAAACCUAAAAAAUUGGAAUUUGAACCCUGAGGAAAUCCUCAAUGCCACCCGCAACUCUAGCUCUAAUACAACUUAUAUACCGACAAAACAAAAUCUUGGUGAAGGUGGUUUCAUGCCUUUUGGUAUUAGUGGAGUCCUCUCUGGUGCCGCCACCUGCUUUUAUGCCUUUGUAGGGUUUGAUUGCAUAGCCACUACAGGAGAGGAAGUGAGAAAUCCUCAGAGGGCCAUUCCUAUUGGGAUUGUGGCAUCACUCCUAAUUUGUUUUGUGGCAUACUUUGGUGUGUCCGGGGCCCUCACUAUGAUGAUGCCCUACUACAUGCUGGAUAAGAAUAGCCCUCUGCCAGUGGCCUUUACGUAUGUGGGCUGGGAGGGAGCCAAUUAUGCCGUGGCCAUUGGCUCUUUAUGUGCCCUGUCAACCAGUUUACUAGGCUCCAUGUUCCCAAUGCCCAGAGUGAUCUGGGCCAUGGCAGAAGAUGGGCUGCUCUUCAAAUGUUUGGCCACAAUCAGCCCACGAACCAAAACCCCUCUAACAGCUACAGUAACAUCAGGUGUUGUGGCAGCUGUGAUGGCUUUCCUGUUUGACUUGAAGGACCUGGUUGACCUCAUGUCCAUUGGCACUUUGCUGGCCUAUACCCUGGUGGCUGCCUGUGUGCUGGUUCUCAGGUACCAGCCUGAACAGCCCAGUAACGCCUAUGAGAUGGCCAACACUCAGGAUGAACCUGAUCUGUCUGAAUCUUAUAACGAAGGGAGCAUUGACAUACUAGCACAAACAGAGGAUCGCUUAACCAUCAGGAAUCUGCUUUACCCUUCGAACACAGAGCCGUCCAACACGUCAGGAUUCGCCGUCAACAUUUGCACCAGCGUACUUGGUGUGCUGGUGUUUGUUUUCAGCAUUGUUGCUGUUCAUGGAGGGUUAGCUGCCUGGUCAUUGUCUGUGCUCUGCAUUAUCGUGGUGGUCUGUCUCAUCGUCACCCUGGUUGUGUGGAGACAGCCGCAGAGCAAAACCAAGCUCGCCUUUAAGGUUCCACUGCUGCCCGUUGUCCCAGUCCUUAGUAUGUUCAUCAACGUCUAUUUGAUGAUGCAGCUCGGCCGAGGAACCUGGCUGCGCUUUGCCAUCUGGAUGGUCUUAGGUUUCUUUAUCUACUUUGGCUAUGGUAUUCGCAACAGUGUAGAGGCAUCAAUGACCAGGUCUGACACCUACACUCCAGCAUGCUCAAUAAAGGGAGCCCCCAUGGCCCCAGAGAAGGAAGCCUUCCUGCACGAAAUACCAAACAUCGGAGACGAUGAUGAAGAUUCAUGAGGAGACAAGAGGUUCCUUUAUCCACCAUAUUUCUGUUCUGCUGAACCCUCUAAAAUAGCUGCCAAUCUAGGAAACGUGUGGAGACUUUUAUGCAGCCCUACAGUCAGAGGGUUGAGUUGUUUCCUUGUUUCUGCCAACAUUUUUGAGUAAAGUAAAAGUAAAAAGGCUAGUUGGAAAUAAAAAUGAUAUAUGACUUCAUUCAUCUAAAAAUAAAAACAAUAUUUCGUUCAAGAGAACUUUUUAAUGUUUAGCCAAAAUUAUAUUUUGUAUAUAUUUUGCACAAUUAAAUGUGUUAAACAAGAUCGUCCAAAAACCAGAGAACAAGUAGAUUUAAACACGUUUUUUUAAUGCACCUAUUGUCUAUUUUUAACCUUUAUUGUGGUUCCUUAAUCCACAGUCAAUCAGAUAAAGGCCCAUUAUUUCAUUUUAUUUUAUUUCAUUUUCUGUUAAAGCAUACUUGCAUACAUUUUUAUGAGGCUUAAAUUCAAUUGUUUCAAAAUACAGUAUCUGGCAGAUUUUCUGGAAAACGUUUGGCCUUUGUCAUGCGCAUUAAAAGACACAGUGCCUCUGUACCAGAGAAAUGCAUUUUUAUCCCCACAAUGCCUUAUUCCACACCUUUUUUUUAAUUAAUUGCAUUUAUUUAGGAAAACAUUUUCAAACUAAACUGAGAAUGUUGCUGUAUUUCCAGUGCCUUUUUGUGUUGUUAGUUUACUCCAAAGGUACACAUUUGUAUGUGUUGUUUUUGAGAAAAAUGCACGGUAUAGAAAGUACAACUCUGUUACUGGGAUGUACCGUAAAUAAUGCAUAAUGGUGCUGUGAACAAUCUAAUUUGUGAUCAAUAUAUCUCUAUGUCUGAUAGAUGGUUUUGUCAUGGCAGACUUUUAGCAGAAAACAAAUACACCAGUGUUUGCUCCAUCAGGAAACUUUUUUAAUUAGCCAAAGAAAAAUAAGCUGCUAAUGUGAAGUGAUCUAUCAGUUACUUCAGAGGAUGUAUUUUAAGUGCCUAUUACCCAAAUGAAUGUCAAACUAUUAAAGAGGUAUGAUAUUGCUCUUUUAACAGUUAGUGUGAAUUACAUAUUGUUUGUAUAUAAUGUACUCUUUUUAAAAGCGUAUAUUUAUAAUGUAUGAGAGAGAUUUCCCCUUAGUUUUCAUUUUUAGGUGCCAUACAUCUGAAUGGGAUGAAGUUCAAUCAGUUUUCCAUAAUGGUCAGAAACACACUAGACCAUAUGUUACAGUGGUCCUCCAUCAGUUGUUUAUCUGAAGUGUCUCUGACAGCCGGACAUUAUUUAUUGAUUAUGGAGAGUAAAGCUGUGUGUCCAGACUCCCACGGCAGCUAAAACUGGAAAACAAAGCAUCAAAGUAUUUUAACUAAGGACUGAAAAUUCAACAAGGUGAAAAAUGUUCUUUUUGAGUCCUAUUUAGAAUGAAAACUAUGAUGAAUUACAUUUUUUGCUAUUUAUGUUCCCUUUAGGGACACUAUUGAUUUAACCAUGAGCCAAAUUUCUGUUACAUGUAUUUGGAUUACGAGUUAAAACAAUUUUGCCAUUUUUUAUAAAUUACAUGGAAAUAGCCUGCAAGUUUAAAGUACUAAAUAGCUUGUAAAUAAUUACUGUCUUUAUGUCUAACAUUGAUUCAUUUGAAAAUAUUGAAGCAGCUUUAACACGUGAUAUUAGGGUGCAGAAAGUAACUGUUCGCUAUUCACAACUAGGCUGUGUUGUUUGAAUUAGUGGGAUAUUAUACAUUCAACAUUACCCCUUUCUAACAGUUAAUGUUUGCUUUUGUAAAUACUGUUUUUAUUUUUGCUUAAAGUUGCUGCCAAUGUUACAUGUUUUUCCUUCAACCUCUACAAUCUUUUGUUGCAAGCAUUAUGUAAAGUAAAAUGGUGAUACAAACUGUGCCAACAGUAUUGUAGCCGUUGACUAUAAAUAGAUAGAAUAUAUUAGUUUAAAAGAUAAGCCUUAUUUUGUAAUGGAUGCUGUAGUUGCAUUAAAACUUGUGAGACUUCAUCUCUGUUAUAUGUAAACAUUUGCAUGCUGCACCAUUUGAAAAAUUGUCGUGAAGCUUGCAAAUCAAAAGGUUUAUUUUUUUAAAAGCACUGCUAACUUAAAAAUGUGUUUACAGUGUAUUACAGUGGUGAAGUCAGCUGUUCAGCAUUUGUUGUCUUGAUGAUUGGUUGCGUUUGUAUAGUUGCUGCUGUAAAUAAAUACUGCUGGAAGUUACAGCCACA
Eleginops maclovinus (Patagonian blennie) is the source of this 5323-nucleotide messenger RNA. RefSeq names its product high affinity cationic amino acid transporter 1-like. NCBI's taxonomy places the organism in Eukaryota, Metazoa, Chordata, Actinopteri, Perciformes, Eleginopidae. Gene Ontology annotation, biological process: L-arginine import across plasma membrane; L-ornithine transmembrane transport. The record is from RefSeq and is a predicted model, not a curated record. The coding region runs from base 1162 to 3096 and encodes 644 amino acids. The transcript is spliced from 12 exons. Gene Ontology annotation, molecular function: L-ornithine transmembrane transporter activity; L-arginine transmembrane transporter activity; L-lysine transmembrane transporter activity. Gene Ontology annotation, cellular component: plasma membrane.